Molecule: messenger RNA, 1306 nt
Organism: Ruditapes philippinarum (Manila clam)
Lineage: Eukaryota; Metazoa; Mollusca; Bivalvia; Venerida; Veneridae
Exons: 7
Coding region: 139-1059 (306 amino acids)
Biological process (GO): peptidyl-proline hydroxylation to 4-hydroxy-L-proline
Cellular component (GO): endoplasmic reticulum
Molecular function (GO): procollagen-proline 4-dioxygenase activity; L-ascorbic acid binding; iron ion binding
Source: RefSeq, a predicted model, not a curated record
AUUACGGAAGUAAUCGAAAACCGGACAACGCCAGUCCAAAAUGAUCUCGAUGUCUAAUUAGUUGGAUAUAGUGUGUCAGGUUUGACAGUUGGGCGAAUAAGUGUAGAAAAUAUCUAAGAAGAAUUAAACAAGAUCAAAAUGAGUGUUCCUUAUAUACCAGGUGUAGAGGAAGGUACAUCAUUGGAAGGGAAUAUAGAAAUAAGUGCUAGUGACUUACAGUAUAUAAACUUUCCAGAGGACAAAUCAUACAACACUAUCAAUAUAACACAGUCGGACAUAGCAGAUUUUGGAGAUGAAGGAUUUUUAUUACAUAAUAUUUUAUCUGAUGACGAGUGCAGAUAUUUCAUUGAUGAAGGAGAAAGGCUUGGUUUUGAAACUAUCAGAGGAGUUAGGGAUGACUAUAGAAGCUGUAAAAGGAUAACUAUUGAUAGUAAAGAAUUAUCAGCUGUUUUGUGGUCUCGUAUAAAGUCUUAUGUUCAUGACAUCACCGUAAGUGACAAUCCACACUCUCUUCAUAUUCAUGGUUCACCAUCAUUGAUGAAAGGGACAUGGAAACCCAUCGGACUUAAUAAUAUAUUUAGACUGUGUAGAUAUUUUCCUGGUGGACAUUUUGCUCCACAUUUUGAUGGUCACUAUGAUGCUAGUCCUUCAGAACGGUCAUUGAAGACAUUCAUGCUCUAUCUGAACGGGGAUUUCUCUGGUGGUGCUACAAAUUUUGUGGAUGAAAGUCAAACGUUAUACAAGGAUGAAGUGACAGGGAAAUAUUGUGCUGAAGAGAAGAAUAUUUUAUGUUCUGUACAACCAGAGGCUGGCCUCGGAAUAUUGUUUAAUCAUCACAGACUGCAUGAAGGGGCUCAGUUAAAGGAUGGUGUGAAGUAUAUAUUACGUACAGAUAUCAUGUUUAAAAAUGUAGAUCAGAAACUUAGUGAAGAAUACAUAAAAGCUGUUAAACUUUUACAACAGGCAGAAACUUUAGAGAAUGGAGGAGAGUGUAUGAAAGCUGUAGAGUUUUACAGACAGGCAUUUAAACUUGCCCCAGAGCUGGAGAAUUCUCAUUAACAGGACUGUCAUUAACGAAGGUGUUUUGUGUUCAAAACAAAAUCUUUACCUGCGUAAAUAUUGGAUUCUUACAUUUUAAUACUUGAUCAGAAACUACAAGAUCUUCUGAUCAUAAAAUAACACAGUGACUUUAUAAAUACUUGUCCAUUUACUAUCAGUUCCAAAGAAAAUACCCUUUUCCGAAGUAUGGUAAAGCUGUGUUGUUGAAAAAUUUUCAUAACCUGAUAAUAUUGGAUAGUGAUAAUAG